UCAAGACUGCAUCAGGUUCUUGAUAUCAUGAAAGACACAUUUGCAUGCGUUUUCACUUCUAAUCUUUACUUUGUGCGAAAAUCAAAGUCGCGAGCUAAUGUUUAAGUGAGUACGUUAUUGGCAUUCUUUUCAUGCCGCUAGUAGUGCAAGUGCUAAGUUUUGUUUCAAAAUGUCGGGCGCAUCACCGGAAAUAGUGGUCACGCGUGCAAUGAAGGCUUUGCAGACUGGGGUGCAGCGGCUCCAGGCGCCAGUGGCGAAGGGAUUUCAGCGGGGUUCGAAGAUGCUCGGUUUUCCGACGGCAAACAUGGAAAUUAUGUGGGACCUCGAGGGCCAACCGGGCCAGCUUACGCCCGCGCAAAAAACGCUGCUCGACUUCAUGAACACACACCCGUGCGGAAUAUACUACGGGUGGUGCCAAGUGCCUGACGUAGACGAGACAGUACACAAGGCCGCAGUUUCGAUUGGUUGGAAUCCGACGUUUAAGGACGUGAAACAGAAGGUAAUCGAGCCUUGGAUUUUGCACGAGUUUGACCGCGACUUUUACGGGGCGGAAUUGCGCCUGUUGCUGUGCGGGUAUGUGCGGGAGGAAAUCGAUUUUCAAGGCAACUUUGAACUUUUGGUUAAAGCAAUCAAAGAAGACGGCGAGUUCUGUGCACAGGCAUUGGAUUCGUGUCUGGAAGCGAAAAACGACGCUUUUUUUCUUAACAGUGGAAAUAGCUGACACUGCAACCGCAGGCUUUUUACUGUAUGGGCAACAUAUCAACAGGAGCAUGGGAAUUCAGUUCUUCUUGUUUAUCUCUCUUGGUUCGCCAUUUCGAUGGAUUUUUCCUCAUGUUCAAAUCGAAUACCGUUCUACCUCGGCGGCGUUGGUUC
This is a messenger RNA of Amoebophrya sp. A120, 873 nucleotides long. The record is from the annotation of a GenBank genome assembly. NCBI's taxonomy places the organism in Eukaryota, Dinophyceae, Syndiniales, Amoebophryaceae.